AUGGCAUCAUCAAAGCAGUCCUCUAUGCUCCCCAUUCCUUCCCAAGGGAAUUCAGUCACCAUACCAGACACACCUCCAGCAACAUCCACCCCAGAACGACGAUACGGUAGAAUCCAAGACUCAGGAGCCAUCCGACAACGAUGGCUUGAAGACCCCACAGGCAAAACCUGCAAAAUGCAGCCCAGCACACUGAGCGUCGACGACCUCAUAACAGCAGACUGGUACGUCAGUACUACCAAGGGCAGCAUCCCAUUCCAAGUAUCCCACAGCGCCUUCAAGCUAGGAUAUUCCAACGAAGCGAUCUACAACCAGACCUUGACGCAAAAGUAUGCCAAGGGCGCUCUGGGAGCAGCUGGCUGUGAAAACAUAUAUGACAUCCUAGUGGGAAAGGGACUGAUGAUCGCCGAGGGAAUGUUCAGAAUCGACGGACCACAGUUUUCCCAGAUUGCACGAGCUCAUAUGCAGGAGACUGGUGAGCCCCAGAGUCUACGACACUUCUAUGUUUGUGAUAUCGCCAAUAUCCAUACGAGGAAGUUCGUGCAGAAUAUUCUAUAUUCCCCGCGCAACGGUCUCACAUGGCCUCCGGUCUGUCGAGCUCCGCGGGUCUGGGAGUAUAACACGCCUGAGUACCAGGGCCUACUGGGUACGCGGAUUGGGAAGUGUGCGGUUUAUCUGGUGCUGGAAAUAUAUCCUAGAGGUACGUAUUAUAUUUCUAGAAUUGUGACGUGGGAUGAGAGUUGUUCGCUUGAGAUCCGGUUUGAUAUUGAACCUAUUCCUGCAUCGCUUUGUGUUGCUUGA
Penicillium coprophilum is the source of this 798-nucleotide messenger RNA. RefSeq lists its product as uncharacterized. The transcript has a single exon. The coding region runs from base 1 to 798 and encodes 265 amino acids. Lineage: Eukaryota; Fungi; Ascomycota; Eurotiomycetes; Eurotiales; Aspergillaceae. The record is from RefSeq and is a predicted model, not a curated record.